AUGGCUGGAAUUAGACGUGUUGCUCAAGGUUCUGCGUGUAAAGAUUGGUGUUGGACAAUUAAUAAUUACACUCGUGAGGAUUGUGAAUCAUUAGAAACCGUGGAUGUUCAGUAUAUAUGCUACGGACGGGAAAUCGGCGCUAGUGGGACCACCCACUUACUGGGGUUUAUGCAGUUGAAGAAGAGAGUACGUCUCACAGCUCUUAAGAAGAUUGCUCCUUUCGGGAAGGCACACUUAGAACAGCGACGCGGGACUGCACAAGAGGCGAAGGAUUACACAAGCAAGGAUGACGAGACCACCUGGGUAGAGAGAGGCUACAUGACAGAACAGGGGGUAGGCCAGUUAAAGAACUUAACCGACAUGGCAUUGAAAGGACAUGACGCCGAAGAUCUCUACGAGCAAGACGGGGGCUGCUAUGUAUCCCACAAGAGAAAAAUCGACGAAGCAGUUGGAGCAAUAAAGCAAUGCCAGGAGAAGAAACGCCUGAAGACGGCUAUGAGAGAGGGCAACGUCGAACUUAAGACUUGGCAGGACUGGGCAGUGGACCAUUUGGAAGUACUCCAGUUUCAUCAGCCUUCAGAAGGUCUACAUAUUCAGUAUCACGGGCAGCCAGAUAAUAUUCCAUCUGGGGGUGAUGGUCAAAUAGACCCAUUAUGA
This is a messenger RNA of Mya arenaria, 657 nucleotides long. RefSeq lists its product as uncharacterized. The transcript has 2 exons. The record is from RefSeq and is a predicted model, not a curated record. Gene Ontology annotation, molecular function: nucleotidyltransferase activity; DNA endonuclease activity, producing 5'-phosphomonoesters. The coding region runs from base 1 to 657 and encodes 218 amino acids. Lineage: Eukaryota; Metazoa; Mollusca; Bivalvia; Myida; Myidae. Gene Ontology annotation, biological process: DNA replication.